AUGCCCUCGGAAUGGGAUCGGCCCCAUAUGCGUUGGACACUUCGGCUCGAAUAUGUUCUAUCCGAUCGAACUGCCCUCGAUGCUUUCCGAGACUGGCUUGGCGCCAAUUCGAAUCCUCAGCCCCUGGAGUUGCACUUCGCAGUACUUGCGUACGAUCGAAUGUCAGCACAACGAAACGCCCAAACAGCUGAAUUGGCUCGAUCGAUCUACCAAAAAUAUAUAUCCCUUCGAACGGCUUCCGCUUGUUUUAACUUUAUUCCUCACAAAAUUCGGCAAGAGAUUGGUAUACGCCUGAAAUCCACUGGCUCAGGUUUUCCUGAUCCUAGACUGUUCGCUGGUGUACUACCAUACCUUGACUCAUUCCUACGUCAGCAGCACGAGCAAUUUGUUUGUUCUGAGGAAUUUCUCGAGGCAUUCAAUAGGGUGAAUAUGAGUGAAGAUUCCGGCGACGUUCCAACCGAACGACGUCGAUCUGCUGCGAAUUCGAAGAAACCACAACUCACUGCAGAGACGCUGAUGAAAUCGAGGCACGACAGGGAGCAUGUUCUGGGAGAAAGGUUACGCAGCAUUCGAGAGGAACACCUACGAGGAAAUCCAACGACAUUCGCGAUUCCGCGAGUGGAACAUCAUUCGAAGGGUGAUACAAUGCAGUUUGAUCAUAACACCGAGGAAGGUGCGUUUUGA
Molecule: messenger RNA, 684 nt
Organism: Cooperia oncophora
Lineage: Eukaryota; Metazoa; Nematoda; Chromadorea; Rhabditida; Trichostrongylidae
Source: the annotation of a GenBank genome assembly